CCAGGACCCCUCCACAAGUAAUUGACGACCAUCUCUCUCGCGGCAAUUUGGUGGGGACUUCAACAGUGUCCGGGGACGACGAAGAUGCAGUGUUCAGCCUCUCUCUAGCAACAGCCGGCCCUUCUCUCUUCUUUUCGUUCCAUAAUUUAAUUCUUUGCGGAUUAAUUCAAUAACUAUGAGCAUCGAACCAUUUAACAGGCUGGUGAAGCUUGCGGCGAGGGCAUUCUACGACGACAUUACAACGAAAGGGGAGAAUCAGCCAAAAACUGGGAGGAGUGAUAACCGAGGAAUUGCUGUGGUGGUGCUUGAUGCUCUCACAAGACGUCAAUGGGUUAGAGAAGAAGAUUUAGCAAAGGACUUGAAGCUGCACUCAAAGCAACUUCGUCGGACUUUACGUUUUUUUGAAGAAGAAAAACUAGUCACACGGGAUCAUAGAAGAGAGACAGCUAAGGGUGCAAAGAUAUUCAGUGCUGCAGUAGCUGCUACAGGUGAUGGUCAACAGGCCCCAAAGGAGGGGGAAGAAAAGAUCAAGCUGCACACACAUUCAUACUGUUGUUUGGAUUAUGCACAGAUAUAUGAUGUUGUGAGGUAUAGACUGCACCGUAUGAAGAAAAAACUAAAAGAUGAACUUGAAAACAAGAACACUGUUCAGGAGUACAUAUGCCCCAAUUGUGGGAAAAGAUAUAAUGCUCUGGAUGCAUUGCGGCUGGUUUCUUUCGAUGAUGAAUAUUUUCACUGUGAAAGUUGCAAUGGGGAACUUGUGGCUGAGAGUGACAAUUUAGCUGCUCAAGAAAUGGGGGAUGGAGAUGACAAUGCUGGCAAGCGGCGGCGUGAAAAAUUGAAAGAUGUCCUUCAAAAGAUGGAGGCUCAGCUUAAACCUUUAAUGGAUCAACUGAGCAGAGUAAAAGAUUUGACUGUUCCUGAAUUUGGAACUCUCCAAGCAUGGGAAGCUCGGGCGAAUGCUGCUGGCCGGGCAGUGAACGGUGAUUCUGGUGCUAAUGAUUCCUCUAAAUCUUCUCAGGGAGGGUAUGGCGCAACACCAAUGCCAUUUCUUGGAGAUACAAAGGUUGAAGUUGCAUUUUCUGGUGUUGCAGUUAAGGAAGAGGAUGCUAAAUCUGAAGCUGCAAGUGCUUCUAUGAAAGUUUUACCACCUUGGAUGAUCAAGCAAGGGAUGAACCUUACAAAAGAGCAACGUGGAGUGGCGAAACAGGAGACAAAGAUGGACGGCAGUUCUGCACCUGUUGGAUUACCUGAGGACAAGAAGUCUGCAAUUGAAAAAGAUGAUGAGAAGAAUAUACAGGAUGAAUAUGUUAAAGCAUAUUAUGCUGCUAUACUUCAGAGGCAGCAGGAAGGAUUAGUUGCCAAGCAGCAGCAGGAAUUGCCUAACGCACAUGUUGAAAACAAUAUCUCUAGCACAUCUGAUCGUCAAGUUGGCAUGAAGUCCAAACGAGAAGAAGAUGAGGGAGAUGAAGAUGUUGAAUGGGAAGAAGCUCCACCUGCAGGCAAUGCAGGUGCAAGUUACAAGGUUAAUGACUUGAAUGCUGCAGCUGAUGCUUCAGAAGACGAGGAUGACGAUAUUGACUGGGAGGAGGGUUGAGUCCUGUUUCUUUCUCUCAUUUUUCUGUAGAAAGGGAUUAGUGGGUGUUUUAUUUUUUAUCUGGAAGAUUUUUAUGAGCAACGAUGGGAGCAGAUUGCUUCUCGAGAUCUUGUUUCUUGUUAUCCCAGGUGUACCACUUAAAGCCCUAGUGCCUCCAACAGGUUUCUAAAAUAUCUGUUCAUCUUCAUCCCCAGUGUGAUGAGCUAUUUCUCUGUACCAAUAGUUAAGUGUUGGAAUAAGAAUUGUUUUGAAUUCAA
This is a messenger RNA of Malania oleifera, 1854 nucleotides long. RefSeq lists its product as uncharacterized. The transcript has 10 exons. The record is from RefSeq and is a predicted model, not a curated record. Gene Ontology annotation, cellular component: transcription factor TFIIE complex. Gene Ontology annotation, biological process: transcription initiation at RNA polymerase II promoter; transcription open complex formation at RNA polymerase II promoter. NCBI's taxonomy places the organism in Eukaryota, Viridiplantae, Streptophyta, Magnoliopsida, Santalales, Ximeniaceae. Bases 176 to 1597 code for a protein of 473 amino acids.